CUGGGGCGGGAGGCGAUGGGGGGGCGCAGGUGGGCCAUGGGAGACCUGGACAGGGUGACAGGGAGACCCUUGGCGCGAGGUAGAGGGAUACGUGGAGGACCCAGGAUGCUGGGGAGGCAACCAGAGGGGCCAUGAAGGGCUCCCGGGCGCCCGCGCGAGUUGGGUAGAAUCUGCGGCAGCCAGCAACGAGGGCGGGGCUGGUGUCCGCCUGGGCGAGAGCUGAGGACACAGGACUGCCUCCACCAGAGAGGCCCCGCGGCACUGGAAGCUGAGCCAAGCACGCAGCAGCGGAGGGCAGUUGCGGGGACGGAGCUGUGCGGUGUCCUCUCCUGCAGGGCACCAGAGACAUCGUUUCAAGUUAAGUGGGUCGCGCCGUGGUGUCGGAAUCGCAGUGGACGCCCGGCCAGGCCUCGGCCGCUGGGAGCCUCGUCCCCGGCGGCUGGACGUCUGAUAAAGCGCGGUCCAGGGCGCCCCCGUGCAGCUCUCGCCGGUGCUUAGGGGUCUUGCCGGCGCCCCCGAGGCUCGUCUCAGGUUCCCUCGCAGUGCAUCCCUCCCGAGGGUGUUGCCUACGGCGAGGCCUGCAUUCGUGCUUUUUUCCACUGACCUGAGGAGCCGUCAGAGCCGAGGGCGAGCGAGGCGGUUGAUGAGUGCCCGAGGCGCAGAGCCGCGGCCGGCCGUGCGCGCCCAGGACCGGCUCCGAGGGGCCCGGCGCGCGGGCGCCCAGGGGCGGGGAGCUGCGGGCCGGGGAUGAGCGGCCGCGUGCCGCUGGCGGAGAAGGCUCUGUCGGAGAGCUACGCCCGCCUCCGGUACCGGGACGCCUCCCUGCUCAUCUGGCGGCAGCAGCAGCGGCGGCUGGAGUCGGCGCCCCCGCGGACCUACCUGAGCCGGAGCCGCAGCAUGUGGUACUCGCAGUACGGAAACGAGGCCAUCCUGGUGCGGGACAGGCACAAGCUCGGAGUGUCCCGGGACACGGGCCGGUCCCAGGUCUGUGCAAUCAUGUAGCCCCGGCGGGACACCCGCGCCCGGGCGCUGAGCUGUGCGGAGCCCAGGCCCCGCUGCCCUCCCUGAGGGGCCUCGGCGGCUUCCAGGCCUCACGGGGAGACGCUGGAGAGUGAAGCCCCGGCUGUGCUCCAGGGGCCCACGCAUGCUGGCGGGGGCUCCCAAGCCGUCUCCGCGCGUGGCGCGGCCGGCGGACCGGCUCCGGGCUCGCUUCCAGCCGGCGCGCCGCUACACACGCGGCUUGACCCUUAGGUCUCCAAGCAGACCAGGCGGGAGGGCACCCUGGCUUCACACAACCCUCUCCGAACUCUCCGGGUCGCUUCCAGCAUUCCCUUCCGCCUGGUCAAGAACGGGACAGAUCUAGAAAAAGUGACGGGGUUCGCGGCAGGCACGGCCGAGCACCGCGUGCGGGGCCAGGCGGGGUCAGCGGCCGGCAGCAGCCCCGCGGCGGGGCCUUCGGCGACGAGGAACGGGCGUCGUGGGCCGUGCGCGGCGGGAGCGUCUACGCCGACUUCCACGUACUCGCGGGCGAGCACGCGAGGGCAUCCACACGCAUUCCGGAAACCAAGAGUCACCCUUAAGUUCCACGUCCGCUGCUGACGGAGAUUUCGGACGGAAUCUCAGCGCUGCAAAGGGCAGGCUGGGCCUCUGCGGGGAGGCGGCCGCGCGUCAGCCCUGCGGCGCCCCCGUGUGGGCAGGUUUUGCGAGGCAUUUGCAAAGGAUGUGCGGUCCGCUGGAACGGGUCUGCGUGGCUUUGCAACUGUGGGGGUUAUCUUUUGUCAGAGCUGAUUUUUCUAAAUAAAUAUGCUUUGGGACACUCCUUCCUUCCUCACUCUUUUACCUGUCUGUUCAGAAUACGUUAACUUGACUUCAGGUUUGUUUUUUUCAAUAACAGGCGAAUCUAAUGAU
This is a messenger RNA of Zalophus californianus (California sea lion), 1908 nucleotides long. RefSeq names its product BRD3 opposite strand (gene BRD3OS). The record is from RefSeq and is a predicted model, not a curated record. The transcript has 2 exons. The coding region runs from base 748 to 1002 and encodes 84 amino acids. Lineage: Eukaryota; Metazoa; Chordata; Mammalia; Carnivora; Otariidae.